Molecule: messenger RNA, 963 nt
Organism: Fraxinus pennsylvanica
Lineage: Eukaryota; Viridiplantae; Streptophyta; Magnoliopsida; Lamiales; Oleaceae
Source: the annotation of a GenBank genome assembly
AUGACAGUCGGCGGAGGCGCUUUCAGUUCUCUCAAGUUCUCCUCCCUCAUCUCAUGGAAAUCCACAGGCAAGUUGCAGCAAACAGUAGCUAACUGUAUAGAGAGAGCUGGACGAGCACUUCACUCGGGCAAGCUCUCAACCGUCAAAAUUUCUCCAGAGGCUGCCCGCACCGGCCGGUAUUUCGUUUUCAAGUCGAAUAUUGUUCGCGCAUCGAUUGCCCACGCUGUGAAAGAGACUCCUCUAUGUACUACACUGUCUAAAGAGGGGUAUUCAAUUCGUACAGUCGAGCAUUUGCUCUCGGCUCUGGAGGCCACCGGCGUCGAUAAUUGUCGCAUUGAAAUUGAAAGCUCGGACCCCUUUGAUCAAUCGGUGGAGGUUCCUGUUUUUGAUGGGUCAGCAAGAGAAUGGGUGGAGGCAAUUGAUCAAGUUGGAUUAAAGGUGGCCAUAGAUUGUGGUGGUAGUAGCUGUGAAAAAUUGGCACCUUUUCUUAACCAACCGGUUCAUGUGCGAAAAAAUGAUUCUUUUAUGGUGGCAUACCCUCAUUCAAAAGUCAACAUCACAUAUGGCAUUGACUUCCCACAGGCACCGGCUAUUGGCCGUCAGUGGUUCUCUUCCACCCUGUUGGAUGUAUCUUUCUACUCAAAGCAAAUAGCUUCUUCAAGAACCUUUUGCAUUUACGAAGAGGUGGAACAUAUGCGCAGCUUAGGACUUAUUAAAGGGGGUUCAGCCGAAACUGCCAUAAUAUGUAGCGUCACUAGAGGCUGGUUGAAUCCACCGUUGCGUUAUGAUGAUGAGCCUUGUAGGCACAAAGUUUUAGAUCUUAUUGGCGAUCUUUCCCUUUUUGCAAAAGAUGGCAGUCAAGGGCUUCUGGUGGCUCACAUUAUAACUUAUAAGGGUGGACAUUCAUUGCACACGGAGUUUGUUCGUUGCCUAUCAGGAAUCAGUGAAAAGGAUGGUGCUUAG